CAUUGAGGGAAUGCUACCGACUAGGACUCCCCGAUGACGCUACUCACCCCGGGGAGUUGGCCACGCCAAAGAGCACGUUUUGGACAUUCUAGGUAGUAAUAAUGUGGCCCGGUUAUGGGGGAGGAUUAGACAAGACAUCAGGCAGUGGCCGCAUAGCACUCCUCCUCACGUUGUCAAAUUUGUUUUUUUUUUUUUCCCUUUCCCUCUCUUUUUCUUUUUUUUUUUUCGCUUUUUCUUUUCUCUAUCUCUCUCUCCUCGUGAUCAGCCUCUCGAGACAUCUUAUUAGCUCCCCUCCUGCACUGGCAUGGGCAUUGUGGAGUCCUUUUGCCAUCGUGAUGGCUGCUGCUCUUUUCUUUUCUCCCUCUCCGAAAAGCUUUUCAUGUGCAAGUCGGAUCAACACCAGCCCUGAGCAGUCCCAGCAGCCCGGUAAAAUAACUAACCAACGAAGACAGGGACGCAAGGGAAGGGGAGAAGAUCCUUAGUCUUUCGCAUCAUGCAACGCUACCACGUACUUACAUGGCAUGGUACCCUCGGUGGCCCGGGCCCCUCCGGCUACCUACCUUUCUCUCUCCUUCUCGAACAACGACUACUCCUUGGCAUGUCUUGUCAUAUAAUAGUAGUCGUGAUAUGGCCCCCCACCGGUGAAAGCUUUUAGCUCGCGGCCUAGCCGACGAUGAAUUCCGCUCAGGCGACGUGUUUAACUGGUAGUCUGUUUCAACCCGGCCAGAGCGCUCAGCUUG
Messenger RNA from Durotheca rogersii, 740 nucleotides. RefSeq lists its product as uncharacterized. The coding region runs from base 102 to 482 and encodes 126 amino acids. Lineage: Eukaryota; Fungi; Ascomycota; Sordariomycetes; Xylariales; Xylariaceae. The transcript has a single exon. The record is from RefSeq and is a predicted model, not a curated record.